AUGCAGGAGCUUCAACCCAAGUUUACCACGGUGAAGGGGAAGUGGCAGAUUAUUGUGGCGGAGAGCUCGGAGAAGAAAGAAUGGAAUUUGAAGAGGGAGGUGGAGCUAAUGCCUUCCUAUGAUGAGUGCUAUACACCUACCCACCCCAUAAUAAUGAAUAUUUUAGUUUGGAAUAGCAGGGGUGUGCUGAAGCCUAAUUUUCAGGAGUAUGUUAGAGAGUUGGUUAGAGUCCAUAAUCCGGCCAUCUUAGUGAUUAUGGAGACUAGACUGGGUGGAGAAAGAGCCAAGGGAAUCACGGAUAGACUUCCGUUUGAUGGCGCCAUUCACACUGAAACAAUCGGGUAUGUUGGAGGUUUAUGGCUGCUAUGGAACUUUGACCUCGUGGAGGUGGUGCAGCUAGCUAAUACGGAGCAGGAAGUCCAUGUGGAAGUGAAGGUAAUUGCUUCUAACCUUUAUUGGAUUCUGUGUGCUGUGUAUGCUAGUCCUACGAGUGCAGAAAGGUAUAUUCUAUGGGAGAACUUAAUUAAGGUUGCAGGUUUACAUAAUAAGCCAUGGGUGAUAGCCGGGGAUUUCAAUGAACCCUUGUUGGGUGAGGAUAAAUUUGGAGGAAGACCUGUUAGUAUCUCGAGAUCCCUCCUAUUUAAAGACUAUUCAGAUAAAUGUAAUAUGGUUGACCUAGGAUUCUCCGGUCCUAGAUAUAUGUGGACAAAUAGAAAGGACCUGAACAAUCUCAUUCAAGAGAGAAUUGACCAAUUUUUCACUAACCCGAGUUGGUGCCUAUUGUACCCAGAGGCUAGAGUAACACAUUUAACUCGAUGCCACUCUGAUCAUUGUCCAGUUCUCAUGGAGGCAGUUCCUAAAAGAGUCACUCACCUUAAUAGACCUUUCAAGUUCCAGAGCUUCUGGUUAUCUAAUCCUUCGUUUCCUGGGGUUGUGAUGAGGGCAUGGAGUCAUACUAGAAAUCUCUCGGCUUCAAUAGAAAAAUUUACAAAUGAAGCAACACAGUGGAACAAGAAUCAGUUUGGUAACAUUUUUGAGAAGAAGAGGAGGCUAAUGGCACGGCUUAAUGGAAUUCAAAGAACCAUAGCAUCUAAUCCAACCUCCCAUCUAAUCGAUUUGGAGAACCAGCUGUAA
This is a messenger RNA of Quercus robur (English oak), 1134 nucleotides long. RefSeq lists its product as uncharacterized. The transcript has a single exon. The record is from RefSeq and is a predicted model, not a curated record. Bases 1 to 1134 code for a protein of 377 amino acids. Lineage: Eukaryota; Viridiplantae; Streptophyta; Magnoliopsida; Fagales; Fagaceae. Gene Ontology annotation, molecular function: catalytic activity.